Molecule: messenger RNA, 730 nt
Organism: Plutella xylostella (diamondback moth)
Lineage: Eukaryota; Metazoa; Arthropoda; Insecta; Lepidoptera; Plutellidae
Product: meiotic nuclear division protein 1 homolog
Biological process (GO): reciprocal meiotic recombination
Molecular function (GO): double-stranded DNA binding
Source: RefSeq, a predicted model, not a curated record
AGAGUUUCGUCUAAGUGCAAAAGGAACUGUUUCAUAGCCGGGUCACUGAAAAAUAAAUAAAAAAAACAUGUCAAAGAAGCGAGGACUUAGUGCUGAUGAGAAAAAGACAAGGAUGUUGGAAAUAUUCCAUCAGAGUAAAGACUUCUUUCAACUCAAGGAAUUAGAGAAAAUUGCCCCAAAGGAAAAAGGCAUUACGGCACAAUCAGUCAAAGAAGUGAUUCAGGCAUUAGUGGAUGAUCACCUUGUGGAUUCUGAAAAGAUUGGCACUUCUAUUUACUUCUGGUCUUUUCCUAGCAAAGCCAAAAAUGCAAAAAAGAGGAAGCUGUUAGACAUACAAAGCCAGCUUGAUGAUUGCUGCAAAAAGUUAAAGAAAACUGAAGAAAAUUUAGCUUCUGAAUCUGUUGGAAGGGAGUUGAGUGAUGAGAGGGCAAGGCAUCUAGCAGAAUUGGAGCAAACUUUAAAGAAAGAAAAUGAACUGAAAAAAGAAAUGGAGAAAUACAGAGAUUCAGAUCCAGAAUAUAUUGCUCAGUUAAAGAAUGAGAUUGAGGAAUUGAAAUCUGCUGUUAACCGGUGGACUGAAAAUAUCUUCAUACUGAAGUCUUAUUGCAAAAAUACAUUUCAAGUGGAGAAUGAAGUAAUUGAACAAAACUUCAAUAUACCCCAAGAUUUAGAUUACAUGGAGUUUUAAAAAUGGAUAAUAAUAUGUUUAAGUAAUGUUAUUUGUUAAGUA